GAUGACAUCAUACGCAACUCUUGGCCGCCUGCUGUGACGUCGCCGCCUCCUCACUCGGCGCUGUCGCUGGGAGUUCGGCUACGGGCGAACUGGUGAAUCUCCGCGUCGUGACAGUCCGAGCGGCCUUUCUUCCAAAGUUUUUCUUCGACUCUCGGACGUGUCGGAACAAGGGACAGGGUGGUUUCUCCGUUUUGUCCAUGCCCGGGAGUACCCUGGGAGCGAGAAGACAGCAUUGGUGCCUCUGACUGUCCCUCAGGAUGAGUGAGGCUGAAAGUCAGUUCUACAGUGUUCAGGUGGGGGACUCCACCUUCACUGUGCUCAAUCGCUACCAGCAGCUCCGCGCCAUUGGCUCCGGGGCCCAAGGUAUUGUUUGCUCUGCCCUAGAUACAGUCCUGGGCAUCUCUGUGGCGGUGAAAAAGCUGUGUCGGCCCUUUCAGAACCAGACGCAUGCGAAACGUGCAUACAGGGAGCUGGUUUUGCUGAAAUGUGUCAACCACAAAAAUAUUAUCCGUUUGAUCAAUGUAUUCACACCUCAGAAGUCCCUAGAGGAAUUCCAAGAUCUAUAUCUGGUGAUGGAGCUGAUGGAUGCCAGCUUGUGCCAGGUGAUCCACAUGGAUCUGGACCAUGAGAGAAUGUCUUACCUGCUUUAUCAGAUCCUGUGUGGCAUUAGACAUCUGCACUCUGCUGGUAUCAUUCACAGGGACUUGAAGCCCAGUAACAUUGUGGUGAAGUCAGAUUGCACUCUGAAGAUCUUGGACUUUGGCUUGGCAAGGACGGCAUGCACCAACUUCAUGAUGACACCAUAUGUGGUGACCAGAUACUACAGGGCACCAGAAGUCAUUCUGGGCAUGAAGUAUAAGGAGAAUGUGGACAUCUGGUCUGUGGGUUGCAUCAUGGGAGAGAUGGUGAAAGGUGGCGUGAUCUUCCAAGGCACUGACCAUAUUGACCAGUGGAACAAAGUAAUUGAGGUUUUGGGCACGCCCAGUCUGGAGUUUAUGAACCGUCUGAUGGAUACUGUGAGAAACUACGUGAUGAACAAGCCACAGUAUCCAGGUGUCAGCUUUGCAGAGCUAUUCCCCGACUGGGCCUUUCCCUCGGACUCGGAACACGACAAGCUCAAGACGGGUCAAGCUCGAGACUUGCUGUCCAAAAUGCUGGUCAUCGAUCCGGAGUGCCGCAUCUCAGUGGAGGAAGCCCUCAAUCAUCCCUACAUUCACAUGUGGUAUGACCCCGCUGAGGCCGACGCGCCUCCUCCCCAAAUUUCGGACAAGCAGCUAGAAGAGAGAGAGCACAGCAUCGAGCAGUGGAAAGAGCUCAUUUAUGAAGAGGUGAUAGACUGGGAAGAAAGGAACAAGAAUGGUGUUAUGAAAGAGGAUUGUUCAGAUGUGGUGUCCAGUUCGGCCUCUCAGUCAUCCUCGGCCAAUGACAUCUCAUCGAUGUCCACGGAGCACACGGUGGCCUCGGACACAGACAGCAGCAGCAUCGAUACACUCACGGGGCCAUUGGAUGACAGUCAGUGAACGCAACCUGUCUUCCCCCAUUUACCCCCUCAUCCUCACAUCAAUUUGGCCUAUUUUUUUCCCCUUUCAAAUUGUGGAUCUUCUUAUCCUUUUCACUUCCAAACCAGUUUUGGACUGCUGCUUCAAGAUCAAAAUGUGUGCUAUGCGACUCAUUACCUUCCUAACUUGGUGGAUGAUGCAUGCAUUGGUUUACCAGGAGUACAUGUGGUGGCUUCGAAAUUGUUGUAUUUGAAUAGUUUUAUUUUUGUAGCAGAUAUUAUGUUGAAACAAGAGGUUUACUGUCAUCAACUUGUAGGCCGCAACUGUUCUCAUGCAUGUUUCGCCUAAGCAAACAAAAGCUUAAAGUCGAUGUUUAUGUGCUGAUAAACUCAGCCAAAGGUUGAUCCCUCGAUGCUCUCGCUGGCUUGCAAUCUUCUGCCGGUGCGCUCUGCAAAGUGCUCGGUCAUUCAACUGACCGAAAUUCUGUAGAGUAUUUAUUCCUGACAGCAUGGCAAAGCUGUGGUUGCAUUGUUUUAUUCCGUCAUGUAAUAUACUGUCUGUAAAGAUGCACACACACAUUGUGGUUGUAGAACGGAUUAAUUGCAAAUUGCGUGUUUUCUUCAAAAACUCUUUGUGCCUGUGGAUAUGUAUAUUAUUGCAAUCACCCACCAUUUUACAUAAGGUAUUCUUCUAGAAAAUAUAAUAUAAUGUUCUGUGCAAACAGAAACAUUCCCUCCUGUAAACUCGGGGUGGGCGUUUGUUUGUCAAAAGAUACAUGUUUUGUUUUUCUGUUCUAGCAUAAUGUUGCACUUUUUGAGGGCCAUGCAAUCAAUCAUCCCUCAACAUUUUAGUUUCAUCAACCAGCGCCCACGCAACUCCCUUACUAUACCAUUCCAUGACACAAGUAAAAACAACAACACAGUUCAGUGUUCAAUUUAGCGAUUGCCUUUUAUUAGGAAGACAACUUCUUUGAAGUCCUUGCUUGAUGUUUUUUGGUUCUGAAGGAUGUACCGACAGAUGUUCUGUUUUCUUUUGGCAUUGUUUUUGGCAGGUUAUUAAGAUGUUAUUCCACAGCACCCUCUUACAUUAUCAUUUGACAGUGGGCUUCUGUAUUUUAGUUUAACAACAUAAAGAUCCUGGGGGAUGAAUGAGGAUAGGAAUGUGGAUUAAACACUUCCGCCUGGUAAACAACCAGGAGACAAAUUUUGAAUAUGGACUUUGAAGCUUUAUGCAGAAAUUGACUCACUUGAGGACUAAAACGGUGACGCAGUACGCUAUGCCUCUGUUUCAAAAUGCAUCCGUUCACUCUCAUUCAUACCUUGAUUGACCUGAGAACUGGGCAGGUCACCUUUUCCCCUUUGUGUUGUACUUGUCAUGUGUUCUUCUCUUCUAAACACCUGUGCAUAUUGUUUUACUUGCUUGUCCCGUGCAAUCACAUAGGUUGCAUUAUCAUUCAGGAACCCAUUCUCUGGAGAAUUUAGUAGGAUGUCAUACUUGCUGCAAGUAUGAGGAAAAAUCCAAAACACAUUUGGGGGCUUUGAAAAGUUACGUUAUUUUAUGAAUGUUUUAAAAAUGCUAUGCUCUAACCCAAAUUACCACUGAAAGUAUCUGAGGACGUGGAUUAUGAUUUUUAACUAAAUUCUCCUGAGAACAUUAAGUAUUCGGCUAAUGUAGCUCAUACAAUUGUCAAACGUGCGUAGGUUUCAUUUCUGUACCUUUCAGAUUCCUCAUAAAGUACUCAUUACUCAUACAUCACUUUCCCAAAAGAGGAAAGGGAAUGUUCUGUCGAGGGAGAGAUAAAGUACUAUACAGCA
Hippocampus comes (tiger tail seahorse) is the source of this 3313-nucleotide messenger RNA. It is a transcript of the gene mapk9, whose product is annotated as mitogen-activated protein kinase 9. Gene Ontology annotation, molecular function: MAP kinase activity; ATP binding. The transcript has 12 exons. The record is from RefSeq and is a predicted model, not a curated record. Lineage: Eukaryota; Metazoa; Chordata; Actinopteri; Syngnathiformes; Syngnathidae. Bases 258 to 1520 code for a protein of 420 amino acids. Gene Ontology annotation, biological process: protein phosphorylation.